Molecule: messenger RNA, 1962 nt
Organism: Ornithodoros turicata
Lineage: Eukaryota; Metazoa; Arthropoda; Arachnida; Ixodida; Argasidae
Product: BEN domain-containing protein 5-like
Exons: 7
Coding region: 269-1501 (410 amino acids)
Biological process (GO): negative regulation of DNA-templated transcription
Molecular function (GO): DNA binding
Source: RefSeq, a predicted model, not a curated record
CCCAGUGAAUACAGGUAAUAUAUAGCUUGGAUAGCCUGGGAUUAAUAGCGAACUGUAUUUUGGCUCGUGAUUGGCCAGAGAGCGCAAAAAGUGGUUGGAGCUCCAGGUAUAGGCAUGUUCCAUUAAUGGCCAGACUCCCUUUGGCAUACACGGCACUGUACCGGAGAGAACGCGAGCGCCGCGCCGCGGCCGAAAAGGACUCGAGAAAUUUGGACGUCAUUCUCCAGCCGAGUUCGUUCUCAUUACUUCUCCUCCGUGCCCGUACUGGAUGGCAGGUGCGUCUUUGUCUGAAUGUGCACAUGUGUUGCGUCCCGUAGUUUGUGCUAUUUUGUUUUUCGUACACCAUUUACAAGGAGCAAUGUACGCUUACGUCCGGUACGUUGAAGACGACGUAAAGGGAAUAAUGCCUGUUUCCCUGAUCAAAAGCUUCAACCCGCAAAGUUGUGACGUCUUUGACCGAAACAUCAAGAAGGCUUUUUGGCAGUCUCAGUCUGGAGCUGUUAAGGGCUUCUACGACGCAAAAGUCUUGCUACUUGGAGAGUCCAAAGAGGCCCUCAUAACGAACAUGGUCAGCAGGCGUAUGGCUAUACCUGAAAUAUUUGAGCCCACAGAUACGGACACGAGUGAUGGUGCUGCGUCAGUUGUGAAGACAAACGGUCUUGAAAACGGUCAAGGCAAGAAAAUGGAAACACGAAAGAAGCAAGCACCGAAGCCAGAAACACGCACAUUUAGCAGGAAGGAGGUCCAUGGCAGCAUGGCAAGCAAUCAUAUGGUUCUACCUGAAACAGUUGAACCUGCAGUUGCGGCCACAGAUGAUGAGGCUGCGUCAGUCGUGAGGUCAGGCGGUCCCAAAAAUGGCGGAGACAAGAAAAUGGAAGCAGGAAAGGGGCAAACAGAUAAACAAGGAAGACAGAGCAGAAAGGAGGUGCAUGACAGUGAGACAGUGCCAAGAAAGAGGUUUCUGCUUGACAGGGAGAUGAGGCAAAAAUUGGAAGAGGAAAACCAAAGCCUCAAAAAGGAGCUCACCGCAGAAAGGCAGCUUUGUAGGAAGCUACAAGAGCCGCUGCUCGAAAAGCAUGCAUUGCAGGUUGAAGAGGCCACCACAGCUCCACGUAGUAUAACCCCUCCAGGAUCAUUAGUUUUGUUGCCUUCGAGAGAGGGCAGCAAGAUGUCAAAUGUAAUAAUUAUUGCCCACUCUUUUAGUGUUGAGAAACCACCACAGUCUGCAUGCUCCGGCGGAUCCGUGAGCGUGACCAUUGUGUCGACCGACUCGAACAACUUGCCAGAUCCAUACCCAGUCCCUUUGGAUGGUGAUCCUUCUUCCAGUCCAGUACCAAACUCGCUGGCAAAUAGUAGACCCAGGAGCCCCAGUGUUCACGGCUCCCUGACCCCAUGUGACGCUCCUACUAGCCCAACAUGUGAACCCAUGGCAGCAUGUCCAUCUAACGCAUCAAGUGGCUCCAGCAGGCUCCAACAGCUCCCCAUAGAGCCCAUAGUUUGAGAUAAUUCACACAACACUGAGCACCCGACCAAUGAAAUUGCGACGUGGUGGAUAUUAUGCACAACCAGUCGGCCAAUCAGGAGCUUCCAUGUCUGGCUGGCUUUUCGGUCGGUCCUGGCUACCAUCGACUUCUACUGGAUUUCAGGCCUGCCGCCGUUACUCGGUAUUCAAAAUAACUAAAGCGAUUUUGGAGUAAAUUAAAGAUUUAUUUGAUACAAAGCACUAAUUCAAAGAUCUGAUACAUGGGUGCACUGUGCGUACAAAGCCCACUGCGUUGCUGACACACUGGGGCAAAGUUCGAACAUGAUACAGAACGAACACACCGUUCAACUCCUAAUACCGAGCCAGUCUCAUGAGUGCGUACCAUUUCAAGAUGAGCAUCUUCUUUCGCUGCCUGCGGUGCAUCCAUCAUAGCGAAGCGAGAAGCGCUUCUGUGGCACGUAAUCCUGUCUUUGUUGAUA